AAAUUCUCAUUCAUUAUUGCAACGGCUUCUGAGCACGACGGAAUUUUUGUGAAAGAUUUUAUAUCACUUUUUAUAAAUUAAGAGAAAAGUUAUAAACUUAUAGUGCUAUCUUUUUGUUUUUUGUUAACAAGUUAUUCUAGAUUUAUCGAAAAUGUUUUGGGGUUUGAUAAUGGAACCAAAUAAACGAUACUCUCAAGUUGUUGAGAGAUCGUUUCAUCUUUCAAUGGCCAGUUUAGAUGUCACAAGUGCCAACGACCAACCAGUUCAAGUGAUGCUGUGCUAUGAAAAUCGGAAUUAUUUACUCUGCACGCUAAAAAAAGGAUCACAUUAUCAAGUGCCUUUGGACUUGAAUUUCCAGGAAAAUACGAAAAUAGCAUUCACAUGUAAUGGCUUUGGUCACGUGCAUCUAACAGGUUAUUUAACAUUGGACGAUGAGGAUUUCGAUUUUGGUGACUUGGAGGAGGAGGAAGACGAGGACGAGGAGGAAGAAGUUCCCCAAUUGGUAAAAAACAAAAGGAAAGCCGCAACAGAAUCACCACAAAAUAAUAAAAAGAAAAUCAAGAAACAAGUCGAAGCCGAAGAUGACGAAUCGUCUGACGAUGAUGACGAUGAUGAUGACAUGGAAGCUGAAUCAGAUUCAGAAAUUGAAGACAGUAAAUUAAUGGGCGAAGAUGAAGUAGACAGUGACGAAAGUGACGACGACGAUGACGAUGAGGAAGAUGAUGACAGUGAUGACGAUGAAUCGGAACAAGAAGUCGAGAAACCAAAACAACAGAAACAAAAGCAAAAUCAAAAUCAAGUUAAUAAGAAACAAGAGAAACAGAAAAUGGUUAAUGGAAAGGAUACAAAGGUCGAUGGAAAACAGAAGAAAAAUAAAACCGAACAAAAUGCUCAACAGCAGCAGCAGCAACAACAACAACAACAGAAGAGAAAAACCAUCGAGGGUGGAGUGCAAAUAGAAGAUCUCAAGGUUGGAAACGGUUCGCCCGCGAAACCCGGUAGAAAUGUUUCCGUCUACUACGUUGGUCGUUUGAAGAAUGGAAAGAAAUUCGACGAAACCAAAGGCGGCGAGGGUUUUAAAUUCAAACUAGGUGGUGGUGAUGUCAUCAAAGGAUGGGACGUUGGUAUCUCCGGAAUGAAAGUUGGCGGCAAACGGCGUCUCACGAUUCCCCCGGCAAUGGGAUACGGACACAAAGGAUCCCCACCAGUGAUUCCAGGUAACAGCACACUUGUAUUUGAAGUUGAACUGAAGAAUGUACAUUGAUAAAGAGAAAAAAAGUGACAAGGAUAUAUAUAUAUAUUAUUUUUUUUUUGUUUUUUUGUUUCCAUUGAUACAAAAUACUGUCUCUAAAGACUCUAUCAGUAUUUAACGGUAUCACUUUAAUCCAUUUUUAGGCUAAUUGAUUUUUAAUUUUAAUAUUUUAUUUUGGAGAAGUGAAUUUUUUAAUCAAUAUUUGAUAUUGAGACAAAGUUCCGCACUCAUUCCAUGCUGGUUAAACUAUAGUAUCUAUAAAAAUGUAACAUAUAUUUUCAAAUCAGGAUUGAUGAGAAUGCAUCUUCAUUAAUCUUUUGUAAUAAAAAAUUUAUUCAUUUUUCUCAUAAA
Molecule: messenger RNA, 1603 nt
Organism: Leptopilina heterotoma
Lineage: Eukaryota; Metazoa; Arthropoda; Insecta; Hymenoptera; Figitidae
Gene: Fkbp39
Product: 46 kDa FK506-binding nuclear protein-like
Exons: 4
Coding region: 152-1264 (370 amino acids)
Cellular component (GO): chromatin; nucleolus
Molecular function (GO): peptidyl-prolyl cis-trans isomerase activity; macrolide binding
Source: RefSeq, a predicted model, not a curated record